AUGGAUGAUGAUGAUGUUGUGGGGCCUUCAGGCAGUGGUAGAUAUGUAUUCGACACUACAAAAACGAAUUAUCGGAGUGGAAAUAUACCAGAGAUAGGUUCAACAAUAUACAAUACAAUACCAACUGGUGGUGAUACAUUUCUUGACAGAUCAUCUGAUAAUGAGAGAAGAACACGUUCCGGACGUAGAACCGGUUUAGAAAUAACUCAUGCAAAAAGCUUUAAUGUAUCCCAAUCAGGAAGUGGUACUCAAUUAUCAGGGAAUGAGGUUCGUUCCGGUUCGAUCUCACGAAGACGAAAGAUGAAAAGAAAAAAUGAAGUUGACGAUAAAAAUUCUCUGUACGCUGAUUUCAUGAGAAGACGCUCUUAUAAUCGUAGAUCUGAUGAUUAUUAUGAGAAUAUGUUCCGAUGCUCACGAAAUCAUCGAAUUAAAAAAAGUAAAUCACGAUUUCGAUUGCGACCGAGAAGAAAAUCGGGUGUGUCUUUAUAUGACGGUACUGAUUCGUUAUGCUAUUACACCUCCCUCAGUUCACGCAAUAUGGAAGAAAGUACGGAAGAUGAGGCCACUCCUGGAACGGCAACUUCGUCAUUAGACAUUUCAGAUAGGAAGAAAAGUGAAAUGGAGCGGCAAAAUGCCAGACUGAGAACCGCUUUGACAACUGAUGAAAAACCGCAAUGUUUCUUACAACUUCCGAUCUCGGUGAUCACAGAGCAAUGCAUUCGUGUCACAUCAACAAUACGUCAAUCUUUGCUUCAUUCAACAAUUUACAUCUUUUCCGCCAAUGAAAUGGGACAUUGCAAUAUUGCGCAACUUGAUGAAAUGCUUAUUGGUGCGCCGAUAAUGAAUCGUGAAACCAACGAGACAGAAUGGGAUAAAAGACCGUUAAAUUUUAAAGAAGAUAUAUUUGUCAAAAAUAAUAUUAUUAAAAUAAGACGAUCAACAUUAUUUCGUAAUUUGCAAAAUGGGAAAGAAGUCAUAAGGAAUGAUCGUCGUACUUACAAUAAUUUAUGUCCAGCAGAAGUGACUAAUGCUGUGCAACGUGAAAUUUAUGGUAAUAUGGCUUUGAAACCUCAAUCAAUGCUAAAUAUCACUUCGGUAUACGGUGAACAACGAUCCAUUAACGGUAACAUUCGACUGAUCGAGAAGCUAAUAAUCACACUAUCCAGUGGUAAAGAGCCCCAUGCAACCCAACGUCUGCAAAAGCAAAUUGAAGAACGAAUAAUUGAACCAGAAAAUUAUGACAUACCAAUACGGUACGUUGAGGAGGUAUUAAUUGGACCGCGUCGCAUCGAUAUCAGUCGUGAAGCAGAAAUUAAUCCUCGAGAAGGGUUAAGUGAAUUUAUGACUGCUCGAGAACCGCACCUAUUUGAAUUUGGAGAAGUACGACGAUAUAGCAAUUUUGUAUUGUCGACGUCUCAAUCACGUGGUGGCACUCAAUCUGAUUUUCCCAUCCAGCGAUCAUCGUCAUUAUCACCUGUGACCGACGGGCAGAUUCGCCAAACUAAGGAAACUACACCUCGUCAAUUUUCAUUUAGAGAAUUCAAGCAACUGAAAUCAGCAAAAGUGACAGAUGAACAGGAAAAAGAGCAAAUACCCCCGCAUAAAAUACAAUCAGUGAAGCUCACUGAAAUGCCAAUUAUACGGGGAGUAAAUGAUAGUGGAGUACCAAUCAUAGAUAAUAUUUCUGAUUCGCCUGUAUCUACCAAACAAAAAAAACUUGACGAUAGUGCAAAGGAUGGAAAAACAGAUUUGUGGUCGAAAAAAUUACGCUUAUUAGGUGGUUUACGACGUUCAAGUCGUUGGAGUAGAUUUGCACCAGCCAAAUCUCCAAUUCUUCCGGCUUCUACAGAAUCUAUACCGGUUGCUUUUAGCCCAUUGAAAACAUCAACCCCGGUUAGGAAGCAUCCUAAAACAGCAGAAAAUUUGGAUGAGCGAAAUAAAUUUUCAAUGGAUAAAUAUGUAAAAACGUCAAGAAGUCAAAGUUCAGGCACUGGAACACACAUACGUUCCACUCUCGAUUGCGAUAUUACAUUAAGAACUACUAAUGUAGUGAAUGUGACGGAAAUUCCAAUUGAAAUUAACGGAAUGUUAAAUGAUUUGCCGUGGUGCACAACGAUUCGACUACGAGUCAAGCAUGAUGCUAAUGAAAAGCCAACUUUUAUUCCAAAUCGCUGUAAAAUAUCCUGA
Acanthocheilonema viteae is the source of this 2187-nucleotide messenger RNA. The record is from the annotation of a GenBank genome assembly. Lineage: Eukaryota; Metazoa; Nematoda; Chromadorea; Rhabditida; Onchocercidae.